Messenger RNA from Exophiala dermatitidis NIH/UT8656, 2680 nucleotides. RefSeq lists its product as uncharacterized. The record is from RefSeq and is a predicted model, not a curated record. NCBI's taxonomy places the organism in Eukaryota, Fungi, Ascomycota, Eurotiomycetes, Chaetothyriales, Herpotrichiellaceae. The transcript is spliced from 4 exons. The coding region runs from base 633 to 935 and encodes 100 amino acids.
GCUCAAUGUAGGCCCGUGUUGACGUGAUAGAUGAUGCUGACCACGAUGUGUCUUGCACAUGGAUUCUUGAAUCCUUCCAUGCCCUCCGGGCUCCUACGAAGCAGAUCGUGGCCUUUUACAUCCAACAAGGGCUGCCUUUGACAAACACGGGACAUGGACUGGGGAUUCUACACUCAAUAGCAUGACAUUGUUAGCAGACUCUCGACUGCGGCCUGCGGGAAGAACGUCCUGCGCAUGAUUUGGUCAUAAAAAAACAUCCUAGCGGCUGCUUCCCGGUCAGGCUGAAUCAGCAGCAAACUGCGUAAGCUAGGGAGGGGAGAUAUCACACCCACCAAGAUGAAUUCAGCGAGGAAGCAGCUUAACUUGUAAGCACUCCAAGAGUUAUCGGUGUCCGAGCGCUUUGAGGGACCGAGAUUUGCACGUGUCUCGUUUGCGGCCUUUCACAAUAAGGCCACGGACCUUCGGACUGAGGAGAACAGGCAAAAAAUGGCAAGGUUGCUGGCGAUAGGUUGAGGAUUCAAUACCAAAUUGUUAGGUCAUCCUGUUCGGAAAGAUGUUACCCUGUAAACACAUGCAUCAAAUGAUACGGGAGAAGGUGGCUUUGAUGUGCUCGCGGCGGGACAUCAUCCUCAAUGGGGGACGGAAGCAGUUGUGAAAUGAAUCGACAGAAUUGGGAGACAUUGGAACAUGCCAUGGAAGUUGUUCAAUGCCAUUAUGACAGGAAAUUGCGCUGUCGGCAACAGUCUUUCAGAUUGGCCAAGAACCCCCAGAAACUUGGCCCCCGAAGAGGGUUCCUUGCUUCUAUCUGGCAAAUUUCACCAAUUCUACUGCCAAUGUCCAGGGCUUAUAGCUGCCCCGACAAAAGUCGAGCUAGACCGGUGGAAGGCACGGUUCAGACAGGAUGCUUAAGGUACGUAUGUAGAUACUGUACAUAGACCUACGGAAUAUGCCUUGCAAGGUGGGUCAACAGCAUGCAGUCUUGGCUGAGAACUGAGUAACAGCGAGUUGACCUCGUCCUGGAUGUAGACAGAGGUUCGAACCCCCGAAGAACAGGGAAGGUAUUGCGUGCUUGUGAGUUCACGGAGACUUUAUCCUUUGUCAAGCACGAGAAAAACCGAAUACCUGCGUUGCAUCCUAGUGGAUUCGGCAGGGAAAGACUUAUCAGAUGCAAAGAGCGUGACCUGCAAGUGAAGUGAUCCGACUGAGGGUCACUGACCUGCCGAUUCAGAGUCGUCAGUAGAAGGCGCACAGAUGCGACAGUCCCGGCCGAUGCAGUGGCGAUUCCUAUCACCACACCACAUGAAUGCAUGUUUCAAACGGUUUGCGCUGUGCUGUUGGAAGUGCGCGACCGCAUCUUCUGCUCAGUGUCACUUCAUCAGGGUGUGCACGACCGCGCCGUACAUGCGUCUCACCGUGGUCGAGUUGGUCUAGUAUCGGCAAUAAAAGAUAAACAGAUCACUCGGGAGAGACAAGCGGCCUCUCCCCAGCAUUGGAAACGCUCCAUUCGAAUUUCCAGAUCCUGGUUGAUGCCCCACAUUGCGAUGCGCAUCUGCCGCAACCGCAUCUACAAUCGUAAUGGUUGAAGGCGAUCUGCGCAAAAUUGUCGAUCAACGUGAAGGUGGAAGGUUGCCUUGUUGGUUGCCUGUCGGUCAUUACGCGAGACGCUCGAUGAAUGGAACCAUCGUUCAUUGGCUGGCCUCUAUUCCAUGACCCUAUCAGGCUGGCCGUCGGAAGCCAUUGUUUGCCGAUACGACCAUUCCUGCGGAGCCUUGCAUAGCAUACACGUUGCGAAUGAGCACCGCUUUGGAAGAUUUCUGCAUUCGUGCACCAUUUCAUGUAAGGAGGGAGGGCGAGAAUUACGCACUUGAACGUUCCCUGAACGGGAGAUUGAUGAUAAGAAGUCCUUUUCGGAUGCAUCCCGGUGGGCCAACGCCAACCCUUAUGCCAUGAUAUUGAACGGGCAUGGUCCACUAUGCUUGUCGAACAUUUCUUUGACUGCCAAAGCAGAACAGUUGCUCCCCCGGGCUCCUGAGCCGAAAGCUUUUCGGAAUAGCAUCGGAAGACCGGCAGCAUUUAGUGACUUUGACCGGUCCCGGCCGUGAACCGAUUCAAGCGGACUUCUGUUGGAGUGCUGGUCCACAAGGAAAGUGCCAAGGGUGCACAUAGGGGCAAACGUGAUAGGCAUAAGAAGUGUGCAAAUGUUCUCGUCCGGGAGGGAGCCAGGCCAUCGGCAUUUGCAUAUGGCCAAAACAUUAACGAAGCCGUUAGUGGGGAAAGGAAUCCCAAUGGCGGGUAGACUUAUAAAAUCCUUCCCAUCAAUCUUUCCAAAGGCGUUGGCGUCGAGCUCUGGUAAUCAUGCCCUCUUGAACAUGAACAUGGUGGUCAGCCUUCUUCUUGGAGGCUGUGAUCCCUCAAGGUGUUGAGGACCUGGUCAAUGGUAAAAGCCUGCAGCCAAAGGUAAAUGGAUGGUGAAAAUUGAAGUGUGAUGAGGUAUUCACAACUCACGGGGCCAACGUGUUGUCCUACCUCUAUCGGACCAUAUGACCAUCGCGGCUUUGAGACGGCAUUCGAGCGAGAGUAUCCCGAUCUUUUAGGACCCAUGGCGACCUAACACUGACAGCCUGGUGUGGCAUCUCAGGCCAUCACAGAACAAAUGUUGUUAAGAGCCUGAAGGUUUACC